This is a messenger RNA of Emiliania huxleyi CCMP1516, 474 nucleotides long. Its product is annotated as putative endopeptidase Clp. Lineage: Eukaryota; Haptophyta; Isochrysidales; Noelaerhabdaceae. The transcript is spliced from 3 exons. The record is from RefSeq and is a predicted model, not a curated record. Gene Ontology annotation, biological process: protein quality control for misfolded or incompletely synthesized proteins. Gene Ontology annotation, cellular component: endopeptidase Clp complex. The annotation marks the transcript as partial. Gene Ontology annotation, molecular function: serine-type endopeptidase activity; ATPase binding; ATP-dependent peptidase activity.
AUCGACGAUGAGUCGGCCAAGAGUGUGGUGGCGCUUCUCCUGUACCUCGAGGGCGCGGAGCCGGGCGCGCCGAUCACUCUGCUCAUCAACUCGGGCGGCGGCAAGGUGCAGGCCGGCCUCGCCAUCCACGACGUGAUGCGCUCCCUCUCCUCGCCCGUCCACACCGCCUGCCUCGGCCACUGCGAGUCGAUGGCGGCGGUGCUGCUGGCGGCGGGCGAGCAGGGCCAUCGCACCGCGCUCCCAAACAGCAGAAUCAUGGUGCACCAGCCGACGCGGCGCUCGGCCGGCGGCCAGUCCAAGACGUCGCGGCAGCUGCAAAUCUCGGCCGAGGAGACGGAGAAGUCGCGCCUCAAGCUCGCCGAGUGCCUCGCCCGCGACACGGGCAAGACGCUGCCGGAGAUCGAGGCCCUCCUCGAAAACGACUCGUACUACUCGGCCGCCGAGGCUCGCGCCAUGGGCCUCGUCGACGUGGUC